GCGUGCAAUGCGGGAGGCUGCGACGGUACCCGGGUGGUGGGGGGACGACCCAGAGGCGGGAGGCGCAGUGGCUGAGGCGCGUCUGCGCCGGUGACCUGAAUGAGGUAGACCAUGACUGUGCCUUUGGUGGCGUUACCAGCUGGGCCGCUUUUCCUGGGAUUUCUCUAAGCCAUCUGCUGGUGGAACCGCUCCCAGAUUUUGUCCACAAGUGCUUGUGGAAAAGAUGGCUGAUAUUAACCUCAAAGAAAUAACCUUAAUAGUAGGUGUGGUUACUGCCUGCUAUUGGAACAGCCUCUUUUGUGGUUUUGUUUUUGAUGAUGUUUCAGCAAUACUGGAUAAUAAAGACCUGCAUCCAUCUACACCUUUAAAAACUUUAUUUCAGAAUGACUUCUGGGGAACUCCUAUGUCUGAGGAAAGAAGCCACAAGUCUUACCGUCCCUUAACAGUGUUGACAUUUCGCUUAAAUUAUCUGUUUAGUGAACUGAAACCAAUGUCAUAUCAUCUCCUAAAUAUGAUUUUUCAUGCUGUGGUUAGUGUGAUAUUUCUUAAAGUCUGCAAACUUUUUCUGGACAACAAGAGUAGUAUGAUUGCUUCUUUACUUUUUGCAGUGCACCCAAUACACACAGAAGCAGUAACAGGUGUUGUAGGAAGAGCAGAACUUUUGUCCUCUAUCUUUUUUCUAGCUGCAUUUUUGUCAUAUACCAGAUCAAAAGGACCAGAUAAUUCCAUAGUAUGGACUCCAAUUGCCUUGACAGUGGUUUUAGUUGCUGUUGCAACAUUGUGUAAAGAGCAAGGAAUAACAGUUGUGGGAAUUUGCUGUGUAUAUGAAGUAUUUAUUGCACAAGGGUAUACUUUGCCAUUAUUAUGGACUACUGCUGGACAGUUUUUCCGUGGAAAGAGUAGUAUUCCAUUUUCUAUGUUGCAGACACUAAUAAAACUCAUUGUUUUGAUGUUCAGUACACUAUUACUUGUUGUAAUUAGAGUCCAGGUUAUUCAGUCCCAACUUCCAGUAUUCACCAGGUUUGAUAACCCAGCUGCCGUAAGCCCAACUCCUACAAGGCAACUAACUUUUAACUAUCUCCUUCCUUUGAAUGCUUGGCUUCUAUUAAAUCCUUCAGAACUCUGCUGUGAUUGGACCAUGGGAACAAUACCACUUAUAGAGUCAUUUCUAGAUAUUCGAAAUCUUGCCACAUUUACUUUCUUUUGCUUUUUGGGGGCUUUGGGAAUAUUCAGUCUUAGAUACCCUGGUGAUUCCUCCAAGACUGUUUUAAUGGCCCUUUGUUUGAUGGCGUUACCAUUUAUUCCUGCAUCAAACCUUUUUUUCCCAGUUGGAUUUGUUGUUGCUGAGAGAGUAUUGUAUGUUCCUAGCAUGGGGUUCUGUAUUUUGGUAGCCCAUGGAUGGCAGAAAAUAUCAAAUAAAAGUGUAUUAAAAAAGUUAUCCUGGAUUUGUCUGUCUAUGGUGAUAUUCACUCAUGCCUUAAAAACACUCCACAGAAAUUGGGAUUGGGAGUCUGAAUAUACAUUGUUUAUGUCAGCCUUGAAGGUAAAUAAAAAUAAUGCCAAAUUAUGGAAUAAUGUGGGUCAUGCUCUGGAAAACGAAAAGAACUUUGAACGAGCUUUGAAAUAUUUCUUACAGGCUACCCAUGUUCAGCCAGAUGAUAUUGGUGCCCACAUGAAUGUAGGAAGAACUUACAAAAAUUUAAAUAGAACCAAAGAAGCUGAAGAAUCUUACAUGAUGGCUAAGUCACUAAUGCCCCAAAUUAUUCCUGGUAAAAAGUAUGCAGCCAGAAUUGCCCCUAACCACCUAAAUGUUUAUAUUAAUCUGGCCAAUCUUAUCCGAGCAAAUGAGUCCCGGCUGGAAGAAGCAGAUCAGCUAUACCGACAAGCAAUAAGCAUGAGACCCGACUUCAAGCAGGCUUACAUUAGCAGAGGAGAAUUGCUUUUAAAAAUGAAUAAACCUCUCAAAGCAAAAGAAGCAUAUCUUAAAGCACUAGAGCUGGACAGAAAUAAUGCAGAUCUUUGGUACAACUUGGCAAUUGUUCAUAUUGAACUUAAAGAACCAAACGAGGCCCUAAAAAAUUUUAAUCGUGCUUUAGAACUAAAUCCGAAGCAUAAACUAGCAUUAUUCAAUUCUGCUAUAUUAAUGCAAGAAUCAGGUGAGGUUAAACUCAGACCAGAAGCUAGAAAACGACUUCUAAGCUAUAUAAAUGAAGAGCCACAAGAUGCUAAUGGUUAUUUCAAUCUGGGAAUGCUUGCCAUGGAUGACAAAAAGGACAGUGAAGCCGAAAUGUGGAUGAAGAAAGCCAUAAAAUUACAAGCCGAUUUCAGAAGUGCUUUGUUUAAUCUGGCUCUCCUGUAUUCUCAGACAGCAAAGGAAUUAAUGGCUUUGCCAAUUCUGGAAGAGUUACUCAGACACUAUCCUGAUCAUAUCAAGGGUCUUAUUUUAAAGGGAGACAUUCUGAUGAAUCAAAAGAAAGAUAUACUUGGAGCAAAAAAAUGUUUUGAAAAGAUUUUGGAAAUGGAUCCAAGCAAUGUGCAAGGAAAACACAAUCUUUGUGUUGUUUAUUUUGAAGAGAAGGACUUAUUAAAAGCUGAAAGAUGCCUGGUUGAAACAUUGGCAUUAGCACCACAUGAAGAAUAUAUUCAGCGCCAUUUGAAUAUAGUCAGGGAUAAAAUUUCCUCAUCUAGUUUUGCAGAACAGCCAAUAUCCCCAGCUGGUAAGACUUCAGGUGUAGAAGGAGACAAAAUUCCAACUGAAAAUGUACAAGAAGAUGUAAAAAGUGAACCUAGAUCUACACAGAUCAUAAAACCGAGUGAUAAUAAAAGUCAAUCUAAAUCCAACAAACUAUUAGGAAAAAAUACAGACAAAGAGACCCCCCACAAAACAACAAAGGAAAUCAAAGAAAUUGAGAAGAAAAGAGUUGCUGCUUUAAAAAGACUAGAAGAGAUUGAACGUAUUUUAAAUGGUGAAUAGUAUUAUUUAUUGUGUCACAAUGUCCUCAAAGAACUUCAGUCUAUCUUACGUGAUUGCUUAUUCUGGGAGCAUUGAAAAAUAGCAAGUAUACACGUAACAGUCUGUCAUGAGCUGCCUCUACAUACAAUCAAAAUGCGAUUUUCAUUAAACACCUAUCUUACCCCAGGGUAUGUAUUGUAUAAGAUGUGACAGUUUUCUGAGUUUUGGUGACUAUGGCAGAAAUACUAAAUUACAGUUUGCAGAUUUGUAUCUUUUAUAUGGAAGGAAGGAAGGAAGAUUUCUUCUGUAGAGUAAUCUUGACUACUCGCAAUUAAAAAUAAUCUGAAGUGUGAAUGAUAGUCCCUUGUGGGCAAAUUUAACAUAUGCUGGUUUAUUCUAUGAAUUGACAUUUAUUAGUUGACUUCAUUACCUUCUGUUGGAAUCUGAUUAUGGAUUGAAAACUCUUAUUGAACACAUUCUUUUUUCUUUGGUAAUUUCUGUUUAACUGAGGGACUUCACACCAUAAAAGAAUACUGGCUUCCUUUAUGUUGUAUUCUUAUGUUGAUUUUUAGAAGGAAUGCCAGAUGAAACUUAUUUAAAAUAAGUCCAGUGACAUAUUAGCUUAAGAAUGUAUUUUCAUAGUUGUGUGCUUUGUCCUUAAUUUUACUCUGAAAUGCAGUUUUUAAUCAGGUAAAAUUUUAUACAUAUACAUACCCGCACAUUUCUAAUGGUGCUCAUAUAUACUCUGUAUUUUUUUACAUACUAAGAGUUUCACAGCAUGAACCACAUAAUCAUGACUAUCCUUGAGUUUUUACUCCCCAAAUUGUUCAUGUUUAUUAGGAUCUUAGUCAUACUGAAAAUGUCCCAGUAACUGUAACUUUAAACCUUUGAGUUGAAACAUAUUUUCUCAUUCAUCUUGGUCUUAUCCCUCUAGUGUUAUUUGAAUUUUAAUUGUUCCAAAAACACACCUUAAUCAUUCUUAGAUACCUUAAGCAACUAAAUUGUGUUCUAUUUAACUGAAGGAAAAACAAUAUGACAAAGUUUAUUUUUAAACACUAAGUUCUUGUUAUCUUCCUAUGGUGUAUAUUUUUAUUAAAUAUUUAUUUUGACUACUGAGCUUUCAUAAAAAUUUUAAAACUGUUUAAAUUCCAUCAGCUAUGGAAAACAAAUUGCUAUUGCAUUUUCUUAUAUAUGCAUCUAUUACAAUUUAACCAAAAUUUCAUCAUUUUGGCCUGCUAUCUAGCUAUGAAAAGUACUUAGCCUUGUAUGGGUUUAAUAGUCAGUUGGUUUUAGCAAAUUUAAAUCUGAAAACUGUUAAGUUGAAGACAUAAAUCAAAUUUAUUAAUUUAUAUCUGAUUUUUUCUUGAGUUAAAGUACAUUUCAGAUGAAUUUUAUAAUACCUAAUAAGUUGGCUUUAAUUUAAACUGUUAAAGCUCAAGCUAUCAUCCUGAGGUAGUAACUAAUUUCUAAUUAUGUAGAAUUUCAAAAACUGAGAAAACUAAUUUCUAAAUAUAUAUAUUUCAAAAAUCCUAUUACUGUAAGUUUUUAUAAAGAAAUAUUUUAUAAAUAGGUCACAAGCAAACUUGGUCUACAUUAAAGACCCACUCUUACUAGGUUCCCUGAGGUUGUGUCAUAAAUUUAUUUUUUAGGCAGUUUAUAUCAAGCACUGACACCAAUCGUAGUUCAUUUUUGAUUUAGAGAUUCUGUUCAGCAUUAAAGCAAUAUCCAGUUUCAGUUUUUAAAUUAUGGCUUUGCAACUCCAGAUAUAAGAUGGAGAAUACCUCAUAUUUACUAUGACUUGAAAAACAAAAUCUAUGUUAAUUUUGUGUUCUGUCCAUGUAUCUUGAGAAAAAAUUUCUGAGUUUGAUCUCUUCUGUUACAGUAUCAAGUGAAGAUAAGUCAGAAAAGCAGAAGGGAAUCUUUUGUGGCAGAAGAUGGUAAUAAGAGCUUUGAGUAAUAUUUUAAUAAAAUUAUGUAACUAUUCAAAAGUUUAAAAAUAUAUUGUUACCCAAUGAUUUUUAUAGGAAAAAGAAUUCCUCUUUAUUUGCGCUUAGAACAAUGCCUAUCAUGUAGGAAGUGCUCAUAUUUGAAUUUUAAAUAAUUUAUUUAAAUCAAAUCCACCCUGAUUAGUAAUUUAGUAAUUAGUAAUUUUUCCAACCCUCACUUCAUAUUAGAAUCAUCUGGAGGACUCUUUAAUAUGGACCCCACCAACAACAAUUUAAUCUGAAUUUCUUAGGAAGGGAGCUAUGCCUCCAUUUUCUUGAAGUUUUCAGAGUGAUCCUAAUUUAUAGUCAGGGUUAAUAAUCACUGCUCUAAAUUAGUUCAAGGAAAUCCUCUUAUCUCUCCUGCACUAACUUUUUAAAUUAGUGUCAUAACCCAGUUAAGUUUUGAUAUUCUAAUGAAUAUGCUCUUCUGAUAACUAGUAUUUAUUUCAUCUUAAGUACCAUCAACCUUGUUUAUGUGAGAUUGAUUAUUUUCUUUAAACUCAUAGUAGAAUUUUAUUCAAGCUGUUCAAGUGAAAAAAGGUAAUAGAUUUUCCCCCAUCUUUGGAAUUGCCUUUUUGGGGAAAUGGAUGGUAGGGAUAUUUUAACCCAGCUUGCUACCUACAGUUCAGAGUUGUGAGCAUUUGAAUGUUUGGAAAGAAAGCAUAUCACAGGUUUGUGUGCUGGUAAAGGGAUGUAGUUUUAGGUCUCACUGUUUACAAAAGAAUCUAUUCCCUAGGAGUUCUGGGAAAGCUUUGACAAUCCCCAAGGGGCAAUUAUGUUACUUUUUCACUACUUCUCAGAAGGAAGAAUUAAGUUUUUCUCCUGUUGCUCCUAUAUGUAUUUCCUUAUUAACAUUCAUACUUGGGAAUUUUAUCUUGUAAUUAUCCCAGUAAGUAAUUUCAUGAAGCUAAUGACUCAGAGGAUAAAACAAUUAUGUUUGCAAUUUUAUGUUUACUUUUAUGUAAAUAUUUAGUAUGUGAAUUACACAAUUCUAAUAAAACCUCAUGCCUUUUCAUUACAUCUAUUUUGAGCUCUCAACUUCAUGUUACCGAAUACUAAUUUGAAGAUCUUUAAUGAAAACUUCUACGAAAAUAUAUAGAUUUGUAUGUCAGUUUCUACUUCAGAAAUCCAUAUAUUUGUCAUAUUUAUUUUUUUAAAAGCCUAAUUGUUUGCAUGACUAAAUGGUAUUUAAAAAUAACCCCCCCCCCCCAAAUACCUGGUAUCUUUGUUCGAAAUUUUGUCUGUUGGGAGCUGUCAGCCAUCCAUGUUAAGAGUUUAUAAGAAAAUAGUUUUAAAUUUUAUGCAUUUUUAUUAUUGUCAUUUCUGUGUGUACAAUAUUUCUAAAUAAUCGGUAUAAAAUUGAUACUUUUUAAAACCUUCACCUGAAUUGCCUUUUAGUGUUCAAAUCAAAAGUAAAAUAAUGUGUCAAGAAAUUACUGCUUCCUUAAAGACAGAAGAGCUGGUGUGUAGUUUUAUUAGCAAUCAUCUGAGAAAGGCAUGUGUUAAAUUAGUUCCAACAGUGAUACAUUUUCAAUCCUUAGUGACAGAAACUAAAAAAAAAACGAGAUGAUUAAAUUCAAACGUGGAAUUUUACAUACAUAAGUAGAAGUCAGUAUUGUGAAAUAAUUAGGAGUCCAAGUUAUGGAUCUGCCUGUAUUCAAAUCCUGGUUCCACCCUUACUAGUGUAACUUAGGGGAAUUGUUCAACCUAUAAUUCCUUGUGUAUACACACACACACACAAAUUAUAUAUAUUGUAUAUAUAAUGUGUAUUGUAUAUAUACACACACAUACACACUCUCUCUAUAUAUAUAUGUAUACAUAUAUACAUAUGUGUGUGUGUGUGUGUGUCCUAUUGUAUAAACUGGCAGGUAUCUUUGUAACUAUAAAUAGUGCAUGCUCAACCACGUGCAUUGUAAAUAGCCUUUACCAAACAUGUUUGACAAGAACCUUAGUUAACAUCACUUAGUAAAUUGUGAUAAACAAAAAGCCAUGAUUUAUUUGAUGUAAUUGGCCUUAUUGUUUUCCAUGUGGCACCAAGAACGAAACAAUUUGCCGCUAUAACCAAGCCAUAGUACUGAUCUAUCUAUUCAGUGUUGUCUUUAUUUUAUUUGAUUGUGGUUUGGUGAUAUUUCAUUGUCAGAUUGGAAAACAUUAAAAAAAAAUUAUUUUCA
Messenger RNA from Mustela lutreola (European mink), 7109 nucleotides. RefSeq names its product transmembrane O-mannosyltransferase targeting cadherins 3 (gene TMTC3). Bases 224 to 2974 code for a protein of 916 amino acids. Gene Ontology annotation, biological process: protein O-linked glycosylation via mannose. Gene Ontology annotation, molecular function: protein binding; mannosyltransferase activity. Lineage: Eukaryota; Metazoa; Chordata; Mammalia; Carnivora; Mustelidae. The record is from RefSeq and is a predicted model, not a curated record. Gene Ontology annotation, cellular component: endoplasmic reticulum. The transcript has 14 exons.